Messenger RNA from Pseudocercospora fijiensis CIRAD86, 564 nucleotides. RefSeq lists its product as uncharacterized. The record is from RefSeq and is a predicted model, not a curated record. The transcript has a single exon. The annotation marks the transcript as partial. Lineage: Eukaryota; Fungi; Ascomycota; Dothideomycetes; Mycosphaerellales; Mycosphaerellaceae.
AUAGACACAGACUAUCGUACCCGGACCGCCUUCGAUGUCGUGAUGAGCAUGUAUCGAGAAGAUCCCGCCGAAGUCGCCAUGAACGUCACUCGCAUCCUCAACACCUCUUCCGUCCCGCCUGACUACCGUAUCUGGAUCUACAUGAAAGCCGACGAUGUCGACAUCCAUGCUCUCGCCUCCCACUUCCCUCCCGGCAGAACCCACAUCAUCAAACGCCCCAAAAUCGGCCGCGACAGCGAAACUCACCUCCAUCACAUCCUCUCCAAAUGGGACGACCUAGCUCGACACACCCUCUUCAUGCAAGCCGGAGGAGACGAGUACCCAGGCUUCCCUGAAAUCCUCCAGCGCAUGGAGCCCUCCUUCUCACCAUCGGAAACCGGCAUGCUCAAUCUCGGCUCCGUAGACAUUUGGGACUGUAAAGCCUGCACACACGCAUCCUGGCACGACUUCUCCGGCCUCUUACCUCAAACCUACGCCCUCGCGAACCGCAAUCAUGCAGAAUGUGAAUGGCUUCUCAUGUCCUCUCAAGCACAAUUCAUCGCAUCUGCGGCCAGGAUCCGUGGU